AUGCAGAUGUACAAGGAAGACUACUACUCCACGGAAGAGGAAUUCCUCUACAAAGACGAAUACAGCUACAGCAACGGCUCCAUGCACAUGAUGAAGCCUCCUGUUGAGCAUUGCGUGCCAAAGAUCGACUACAAUAAUUCCUACACCAGUGGCAACCACCUUGAGAAGAAGGGCCACAUGGCGGUGUCGUCAGAGAUGAAGCAUGAAGGCUGGGGCGGCGCCAAGAGUGAGCAUUAUGGCCAAGGUGGCAAGAUGCACCACGAAGGUCACAAGGAGGGGAUGGGGAUGAAGCAACAUGGUGGUGGUCAGGGGCAUUAUGGUCAUCACGGAGAAGGGGUGGAGCAUGGUGGUGGAUACGGGGGCAAUCAUGGGCACUUUGGUAUUCACAAGGAGGAGAAGCACGGUGGUGGUUAUGGGGGUCAUCAGGGGUAUUUUGGUCCUGAAAAGGAGGGGAUGGGGAUGAAGCAAUAUGGUGGUGGUGGUGGUGGUGGUGGUGGUGGUGGUUAUGGUUAUGGAGGUCAUUAUGGUCAGCACGAAGAGGGGAUGAAGUAUGGCGGUGGGUACGAGGCCAACCAAGUGCACUUUGGACUUCACAAGGAGGAGAAGCAUGGUGGUGGUUAUGGUUAUGGGGGUCAUCAGGGGUAUUUUGGUCAUCAAGGAGGAGGGAUGAAGCAUGGUGGAUAUGGGGCCCACCAGGGGCAAUAUUGUCCACCAAAUCAGAAGUUUUCAGUCUGGGAGUUCAAGAGCAUUGUAGACUGA
Molecule: messenger RNA, 759 nt
Organism: Salvia hispanica
Lineage: Eukaryota; Viridiplantae; Streptophyta; Magnoliopsida; Lamiales; Lamiaceae
Source: RefSeq, a predicted model, not a curated record